Messenger RNA from Macaca mulatta (Rhesus monkey), 1801 nucleotides. NCBI's taxonomy places the organism in Eukaryota, Metazoa, Chordata, Mammalia, Primates, Cercopithecidae. The record is from RefSeq and is a predicted model, not a curated record.
UGUGGCUGUUCUUCAUUUUUCAUCUUUCCUUGGUUUGAAGCCAUGCCUUCAUUUUCAUUGUAGAGUUUUUCCAUGUCGAGAUUUCCCCUCCUUUUCGUGCCCUGGGGGAUGGGGGUGGAGGGAAGAGGAGACAAAGAGGAGACAUGGGAGACUGAGUGCGUGGGAUGAAAUGCAGGUCUGGAUAGUACUUGCAUCUCACCCCUGAUGAGGGUUCCCCUGAGCUGGCGGGGCCUCCAAGAGGGCCUUCUGCCCACCACGUAGCCUGCCACUCCUCCCACACACGUGAGCCAGCCAUUGCCUGGCAAGCCCUGUCACUUUCUCUGCAGUGGUUCAGCCUGGUAAGGUGUGUGUUAAUGUGGGUGGGGGGAUGGGCGGGGGCCCCAAUUCGGCUCUGGCCGGGCCCUCCACACACUCAACCCUUGUGGGCCCCUGUCCAUGCAGCCCCCUACUUUCACGGACCUGCGGGGAUUCUGGACAGGUUGCUCCUCUUUUUCAGGCUUCGCAGAGCGCUGGGAACAACAGACGCGCAGACCUGCGGACAGACAGGAGACAGGGAGGCAACUCUCCUCCCCAGCCUCGCGGUCAACGUUUUUCUCUAUGUACGGGAACGGCAGAGGGGGUUUACUUCCACUGUCUCACUACUGGGGCGUCCCCAGCCCACCAUCUCCGGCUCCAAAAUGGACGGAGGGCAGAAAAGAGGAUGUGCCUGGAAAGCGAGCUUGGAUACUUGGAGGUGCUCGCCUUCCUCACCCUCUGCCCACUGCCUACGUGCUCCCCCUCAGCCACCUUUAGCCGUUUUCCCACCGCCAUCUCUGUCCACACUCGGGCCAGCUUCCCUCGACUCGACCCGACCCCACCCCCAGCCUUUCCCGGUACUGUACCCGUUCCCCUUCCGCCAUUCCAGCAUUCCGCUGGCAGCGUGGAAGGCCCGCACACUGACCUGGAGGAAGCUGGACCAAGAAUUAGGAGCCCAGGAACUGGAGCAGACGGGACCCAGCCGCGGGGACAGAGGGCGGGCACUCGGACCGGUGCCCACAUCUGCGCCCAGGCAGAUCACGUGAAUGCCGCAGCACAGGAGUUCCACCGCCGCACGCCCCACGCCCCGCCUCCUAGCCAGCCGCUUCCAGCUACCCACCACCUCUCUCCAGCAGGGUUCUGAAGCAAUUUCAUCCUUAUAUCAGCACUACAUUAAAUUCCUUGGGCAUCAUGAAUGAUUUUCUUAUUGACAUCUUUGAGCACAUCACCACCAAGGCUGGCUGCCUGGUUGCUACACUGAGUGCUCCACUAUCACCUCCAGAGACAUCCAGAUCACCCGAGCCCGAUGCUGUCUGGGGAUAUCCACAAGCACACUGUAUUCAAAACCAAAGGUAAGAACCAUGUUCCAGUAACGUUGAAUCUACUUUAGUUCUUGAAGUGUGAUGUCCUGCUAAUUUUAAAACAUCUUCUUUUUUUGCUACAACAAACUAAAUAUUAUCAAUUUUAGUUUAAUGUAUCUAUGGUCCAAUUUGUUUAAAAAAUAAAAUAGUGGGUUAUACUUAAUAAUGUUGCAUUAUACCACUUUACUAAUGAGUCAGUUCUUUUAGUUAUUUUUGUAGGUCAGCCAUUCAUCGGACCUGUAAGAUGUUAUCUACAUUUUUCAUUCCCAUUCCCUCACAAAUAUAUGCUGAAAUUUUCCAGAGAUACCUUAUAUAUUAUAUCCAACAGAUUAAUUGCAGGAACAUAUAUAAGAAUUCAGCAGACUUCCAUUAGAAUAAAUAUUAAAGAGAUUUUCAAAUAAAAAAGUCCAUCUCCUUAUGACUUG